Messenger RNA from Salpingoeca rosetta, 318 nucleotides. RefSeq lists its product as uncharacterized. The coding region runs from base 1 to 318 and encodes 105 amino acids. The record is from RefSeq and is a predicted model, not a curated record. The transcript has a single exon. NCBI's taxonomy places the organism in Eukaryota, Choanoflagellata, Craspedida, Salpingoecidae.
AUGUUCGGCGUUUUGUCCUUUGUGUACUUGUGUUUGUGCUUCUCCAAAGGCGUGCCGUUUGUCCUGUUGUCUCCUUCUUCAACUUACUCUCUCGAUGUUGGCGGUGCUGGUCCUAUUGUCGCAACCUGUCGCUGGAUGCUUUCAAAAUUGAAAGCCCACCCAAUUGUGUGUGCGUGUGUGUAUGUGUAUGUGUAUGUGUGUGCGUGUGUGUAUGUGUGCGUAUGUGUGCGUGUGCGUACGCGCAUGUUUCUUUCUUUUCUUUUUCUCGUGCUUGUGCGUGAGGCGCUUGUGACACAGACAUCAUGUCGAUGUGUCUGA